AUAAAUAAUUGCAGAUAUUAUCAUGAAUCAAUUCAAGAUCAGCCAAUAAUCCAGACGAGUACUUUGAAACAAAUGUUGCGAUCUAAAACAUCAAAUAAUGACAAUUUAACUCCAGAUGCUCUAACAUCUCAAAAUAUAAGUAAAUAUAAAUAAAUGUUUAAAGCUUGAUGAUGAAAUUGGAAGAAAUAUCAUAGAUUUACGAAUACAACAUAUGACAAAUGAAUCGAAUAUUGCAAGUUCAAGAGUUUAUCGAGAGACAUAUCUGCGAGACACAGCCAGUGAAGGAGAUCGAUGCGGAUAUAUUUGUUAUAUUUGAAGGAUAUUUCAAAUAUUCUCAAAUUCUACCAACAUUAAAAUAGACGAUCAAUUUAUCAAACCUAUAAAUAAUAGAAUUUAAUUUCAAACAAAUUAUCCAGUAGUUCACAUAGUUAAUAUGUAUCUUAAUUGUUUCCAAUAGUAAUAGAAACGCAACUCUAGAAUGUAGUGUUUUACGUUUUUCAUUCAUUUAUAUAUAAUUAAAGAUUGCAUUAUGGAACGAUUCAGAAUCAGCGAACGGUAAUGACAAGUGCUCCUCAGCAGAUAUUGCAAACUCAUAAUGCAACAAAUGUUGAAGUUUGUCCUAUGGACUAUUUAGCAUAUUCCGGUACAAAUAGGUAUUCAAAAUCUGAUGAAGAAACUCGAAGAACUGCCAAGAUAACGAUGCAAUUCUCGGUUAAUCGGAGGAAUAACACAUGUUCUUAUCAGGAGGAUUCGCAUUUGCCAGUCAUAAAAAGUGAAAUAAAUCAAUGGUUAUAUUAUAAAGCAAUAAAAGAACUUGGAAACAUUCAUGACUGACGUCUUCAAUAUAGAUGAUAACACAUCA
Molecule: messenger RNA, 862 nt
Organism: Pogonomyrmex barbatus (red harvester ant)
Lineage: Eukaryota; Metazoa; Arthropoda; Insecta; Hymenoptera; Formicidae
Molecular function (GO): DNA binding
Source: RefSeq, a predicted model, not a curated record